GCCGCAUUCUGCGCAUGCGUCAGUGCACGGCGCGGUCGAAGCCGCACGCGCAGUAAGGGCUGCGCGAGUUUUGGCGCCCGCGGCUCCUUUCUGCGCGCGGUCUUUUUCGCGCGGAGUUCUCGCCGGAAGCCCUGCGAGAAGUCUCGCGAGAGGCGGCGGGCGGGCGGCGGUGGCGCUGCGUGCUGCUCGGAGGGUCGCCUCAGCCUCGGCUCCCGCCGCGCCCGGGCCCCGCCGCUCGCCGCCCCUCGUGCCGCCGCCAUGUCGCGCUACCUGCGCCCUCCCAACACUUCGCUCUUCGUGCGGAACGUGGCCGACGACACCCGGUCUGAAGACUUGCGCCGUGAGUUUGGUCGUUAUGGGCCUAUAGUUGAUGUAUACGUUCCGCUUGACUUCUACACUCGUCGUCCCAGAGGAUUUGCUUAUGUUCAAUUUGAAGAUGUCCGCGAUGCUGAAGAUGCUCUCCAUAAUUUGGACCGAAAGUGGAUUUGUGGUCGGCAGAUAGAAAUCCAGUUUGCACAGGGCGAUCGGAAGACACCAAAUCAAAUGAAAGCCAAGGAGGGGAGAAACCUAUACAGUUCUUCUCGUUACGAUGACUAUGACAGAUACAGGCGAUCUAGAAGCCGGAGUUAUGAAAGGAGACGAUCUAGAAGUCGCUCUUUUGAUUACAGCUAUAGAAGAUCAUAUAGUCCCAGAAAUAGACCUACUGGAAGACCUCGUCGUAGCAGAAGCCAUUCGGACAAUGAUAGUUUUCCCUGUAGCAGACAAUGGUUAAAGUUUUAAACAGCGUGGAGCAGCCACUGAGACAGAGGGAGAGAGAGAGAGAAUGUCCUCUUGGUUACAUGUUAUGGGCAGCUACUGAAUUGAUUGUGGUGUCUCAAUGUAUAUUUUUGUAAAGAUUUGCAUUUUUAAUGCUUAGAUAUUGGUGAUUACUUGAUUGGUCGCAAUUUGCAACAUUGUCCUGUUGAAAAUGUCAUGCCCAUAGCAAUUGAUACCAGUUUGUACUGAACAGUUAAACCAGCUGUUUAACAUGUUCUUUAAUGCUAAACCUUGUGAUAGAAUGGAAAACUGGACAGCUGUAGCGCAACAAUGACUGCUGUGAAAUGCAGACUGGUAAUUUUACGUUUUCAUUGUUCAAAGGCAGGUUUCUGUGUUCUCCAUGCCCAGUGACAAGUAGGUUGGUAAAUGGAGCUCUGUGGAGAGAGAUUUUUGAAAUUUCUCUGCCAUCUGGAGGGAUGGUGCUACCGCUGCAUAUACUGCACGGGGAGACAGUUGGUCUUGGAAGCUCAGUCAGAGACUGUGCAGUGUUGUGACUUGUCAGGAAGAGGCUUCACUGCUCUUGACCUGGCUGCUAAUACUAAAUGUGUGAGGGGAGGGGGGGGGAAGGGACACACUUGAAAUGGAAAAAUAAAUUCAGAUUCCAGAAGAUGGCAGAGCAUCUAAAUAUUAGGUUGUGUGUACAUUUUACGCAGUUUUUGUAUCUAUUCUAAAUUCUAGUGAGCAGUUAACCAUGAAAUUGCUUAGUUUUCCUGCUGUUAGAUACAAGUAGAUUGUUUCAAGUUGUGUGUGUACAGUAUAUAAGAACUCAACUUUUAUGCCAAUGACUCCUGUGGUUAGUUGGUGUAUUCAUAGGUAUAAAACUGUAGCCAUCUCUCCAGUAAAAAAGGCUUGCUUUUAUACAUUGAGAAGCAUUUAGUCAAGCAAGUCUGAAUCACUUCUUCCUCUGAAUGGAUAGUGGUUUGGUUACAAAAUUUCAUUUUACUUAAGAACAAGUGUUUAAAGUUGGAUAUGAACAAGAGCUGCAUCUCUAGCUAUUUAGUUUCACUAAUACAGUACAUUUAGUAAAUUGAAUGUGAAAAAUAACAAAACCAGUGUGUAAUCUUAACAGUAUUUCUCUAGAAGAAGGCAAGAUAUUUUGUUAUGAAAAUGGCUUUUGGCAUUUUUUUUUUUCUUUGUCUUAAAAAGCCAGCAUCAGACACCCGGUGUUCCGUACUGUCUGUGUAGUAGUGUAUGAAGACACAGAUUUUAAAAAGAUCAUUUUUAGAGAAAUGUUUUAGGGUUUGGUUUUAGUGAGUUCAGCAGGGCAUUUCAAGAAAUGCAAAUGGCUUCUAAAUGUUAGUGGCAGAACGUGCUUAGGGGAUUUAUUCUAGGAACCUUAGUACGUUUGAUGGUAUUUCUAACUUUUUUCUUUACUGUUUGCAGUUAAUGUUCAUGUUCUGCUAUGCAAUCAUUUAUAUGCACGUUCCUUUAGUUUUGUAGACUUUCCUGGAUGUAUAGUUUAAAAACAGCAUAAAGUCUAUUUAAAACUGUAGCAGUAGUGUGCAGCUCUAGCAGAGGAAAGUUGUGGGAUUAAACUUUGUAUUUCCUUUCUUAUAGAGGCUUCUAAAAAGGUAUUUUUAUAUGUUCUUUUUAACAAAUAUUGUGUACUACCUUUAAAACAUCAAUGUUUUGAUCAAAAUAACUAAAGACCCAGCUUAUUUUCUGCUUGCUGUAAAUUUAGCAAACAUGCUGUAAUAAAAAAAAUGAAGGAAAUACUGAUCCACUGGAAUUAUUGUAGCUUUAGAAUUUGACUCCAAAGCAUGGCUAGGAAGAGCUGUGCAUUCCCUAUGGAGUAAAAUCCUUACUAUAGUAUUUCAGUAAAGUCAGUAAUUUAUCAUUUGUUGCCUGAGUAAAUAUCAUU
This is a messenger RNA of Phasianus colchicus (ring-necked pheasant), 2677 nucleotides long. The record is from RefSeq and is a predicted model, not a curated record. Lineage: Eukaryota; Metazoa; Chordata; Aves; Galliformes; Phasianidae.